CGUGGCAGCUAGCCCGCUGUCUCUCCGGCCCGCGCGCCUGGGAUGCCGCAGCGGCCAAUGCAGCUGAGAUCCAUUUCGGGAUGGGAUUCAGGGUCUAUAGCCUCACCACUUCUUGGAGUGAAUGUUGACAGUCGGGUUGCACAGAGGUAAGCACGCGACCAGCACUUGAAGAGCCCGUUACGCUUCUUUGCAGGCGACUGGUGUUAGAGGUCAUACUUUCCCUUGUACAGAACAAUAACUGUGUUUGGUCAACAACCCGGGGAUCAGCAACACAGAGCAAAGCCCGAAAGCAGAUCAAGCCAUCCCCUUAAUAAGCGCUACUAGCUUACACCGACCCUUUCCCCCAGCUCACAUAUUCUCCACCCGUCAGUAAACACGACCACCUCUCUCCAGUCCACCUCCACGUCCAUACCCACUCACAGGCGAAGAAGCCGCAUACCUGCCUUGGUCCGGCCACAACCCAUCCCUCACCACCACCAGCAUGUCCACCUCCGCCACGGCGACGGGCAAUCCGGGCAUUGGCCUUAGCACGCAGAAGCUUGAGAAGAAGCCCGUGAAGUUCAGCAAUCUGUUGCUCGGUGCCGGUUUGAACAUGUUCGAGGUCACGACGCUCGGGCAGCCGUUGGAGGUUAUGAAGACGACCAUGGCGGCCAACCGACAGGAUGGUAUGGCCGGGGCGGUGAGCCGGAUCUGGCAGCGCGGUGGUGUGCUUGGAUUCUACCAAGGUCUCAUCCCCUGGGCCUGGAUCGAAGCCUCGACCAAAGGUGCCGUACUCCUCUUCGUCGCCUCCGAAGCGGAAUACUACGCCCGGAGCUUUGGCGCCGGCAACUUCACGGCCGGCAUCAGCGGUGGUAUGGCCGGUGGACUGGCUCAAGCCUACGCAACCAUGGGUUUCUGUACGUGCAUGAAGACGGUCGAGAUGACGCGACACAAGGCCGCAACUUCGGGCGAAAAGGUGCCGGGUAGUAUGCAGGUGUUCAUGGACAUCUGGCGCAAGGAGGGCCUGGCGGGUAUCAAUCGCGGUGUCAAUGCUGUCGCUGUGCGACAGGUCACCAACUGGGGUAGUCGCUUCGGUUUGAGCAGAGUCGCUGAGAACGGCAUUCGCAACAUGACCGGCAAGAACGAAGGCCAGAAGCUCUCCGUUUGGGAGAAGAUCACCGCCUCCGCUGUUGGUGGUGGUCUCUCUGCCUGGAACCAGCCCAUUGAGGUCGUCCGUGUCGAAAUGCAAUCGAAGAAGGAGGAUCCCAACCGGCCCAAGAAGAUGACCGUCGGCAACACUUUUGCUUACAUCUACAAGACGUCCGGUAUCCGUGGCCUGUACCGAGGUGUCGCACCCCGUAUCGGUCUUGGUGUUUGGCAAACGGUCUGCAUGGUUGCGCUUGGCGAUGUGGCGAAGGAAUGGGUGGAGAAGAUCACGGGUGAUAAGGUCACGGCUAAGCAUUGAGCGUAGGCGCUAUUGGGAGUUUCGUCAUCGCAGUGGCUCAGGCUGGGCUUCAUGGGUGUGUGUUACUGUGCGUGUAGCGUUGGGCGGGCUUUGCUGGUGCGCGGGACUUUCUUCGGUAUACAAUUUGUUAUUAUGCAUGACUGCAGGCUUUAUAGAGGAUUACAGCGGGGAGGCAAGAAGCAGGCGCGAAACAAAUCGAGCCACAUUGAUACACG
Baudoinia panamericana UAMH 10762 is the source of this 1659-nucleotide messenger RNA. RefSeq lists its product as uncharacterized. The transcript has 3 exons. Gene Ontology annotation, cellular component: mitochondrion. The record is from RefSeq and is a predicted model, not a curated record. Gene Ontology annotation, molecular function: tricarboxylate secondary active transmembrane transporter activity. The coding region runs from base 482 to 1444 and encodes 320 amino acids. Gene Ontology annotation, biological process: alpha-ketoglutarate transport; mitochondrial citrate transmembrane transport. NCBI's taxonomy places the organism in Eukaryota, Fungi, Ascomycota, Dothideomycetes, Mycosphaerellales, Teratosphaeriaceae.